UUCACUUCUAUCCUGAUGUAUGUAUUCUUGUAUUUUGCAGACCUGGACUUUUUGUUCCACAUGUUCUUCCUUGCUCGAUACUGCAAGCUUCUUGAGGAGAACUCCUUCCGGGGUAGGACAGCAGAUUUCUUCUACAUGAUCUUAUUUGGUGCCUCUGUUUUGACUGGCACUGUUCUUAUUGGGGGGAUGAUUCCUUACAUUUCUGAGUCAUUUGCAAGGAUUAUAUUCCUUAGCAAUUCACUCACAUUCAUGAUGGUUUAUGUUUGGAGCAAGCAGAACCCAUACAUCCAUAUGAGCUUCUUGGGACUAUUCACUUUCACAGCAGGUUAUCUUCCAUGGGUUAGUGAUUUCUCUUUCGUCUGCCGGUUUUCAGAUUCUGCUGUAUUCAAUUACUUUCCUUUUCAAAUGUUUGACAUAUAUAUUCAUAAAUAUUGCCCGUUAUAUAUAAAAACUCUGAUACAAUUGCUCAUCAUUGCUUCCCUUUAGCCCUUGUUAGGCUACUGUUUAUAAUUGUUUCACACACUUUUUAUUCACAUAUAUGUGAGAUCCACAAGUACUACAUACUUAUUCACCACUUAUUUCUAUACAUUUAUAAUUUAAACCUUUCAUAAACAACUCCUAAACAUGCUUCUAAUUGAUUUUGUCACUUGUAUCGUUUUCUGCCACAUCUGAUGCUCUUAUAAGCGUAAUCUCUCUCUACUCAACUGUAUGGUCAUUAAGUUGUGGGAAAGGUUUACUACGGGGGGCAUUGAUUUCUUAAAGUUAAACCAUGAUCAGUUUAGUUUACACAUUAUUGUCUCAUUAGGACUUGGUAUAUACGCACACGUCUCUUGCUUCCCUCCAGCAAAAAUUAAAACCUAUAACAAAAUUCUGAAACAAAAAAUGAAAUCUGAAAAGUAAAUUUGCAUGUCAUGUUUCACACUAUUUGCCUGGUGUAGCUGAUCGUGUAGUUUUUU
Olea europaea var. sylvestris is the source of this 956-nucleotide messenger RNA. RefSeq names its product derlin-2.2-like. Bases 16 to 486 code for a protein of 156 amino acids. Gene Ontology annotation, cellular component: endoplasmic reticulum membrane; Hrd1p ubiquitin ligase ERAD-L complex. Gene Ontology annotation, biological process: endoplasmic reticulum unfolded protein response. The record is from RefSeq and is a predicted model, not a curated record. Gene Ontology annotation, molecular function: ubiquitin-specific protease binding; misfolded protein binding. The transcript has 2 exons. Lineage: Eukaryota; Viridiplantae; Streptophyta; Magnoliopsida; Lamiales; Oleaceae.